Messenger RNA from Panicum virgatum (switchgrass), 1213 nucleotides. RefSeq names its product ADP-ribosylation factor-like protein 8a. The record is from RefSeq and is a predicted model, not a curated record. Gene Ontology annotation, molecular function: GTPase activity; GTP binding. Gene Ontology annotation, biological process: protein transport. NCBI's taxonomy places the organism in Eukaryota, Viridiplantae, Streptophyta, Magnoliopsida, Poales, Poaceae. Bases 407 to 943 code for a protein of 178 amino acids. The transcript is spliced from 6 exons.
CACCCCCUCGUCCCCCGCCCCAUCCACGCCACGUCGCCCUCCGCCCUCCAAAUAAAGUAAACGCGGGCGGUGACAGGAGGGCCACCACCGAAUACUCCCCCGCCGCAUCCGCUCGCUAUUAAUCCCAUCGCCGCCCCCCGCUCGAUCCCCUCCGCCUUCUUCGCCGCCACCGGAGCCGGGCCUGCCUCCUCUCUCUCUCUCUCGUUCAGGGUCCGGGGAGAGGAGAAGGGAGCCGGGCGCCAUGGGGUUCUGGGAGGCCUUCCUCAACUGGCUUCGCAGAAAAGGUUUUAAUUGAGCGUGCUGGCCAAAAUCGACCAUUGUUGGGGAGAUUGCAGCACAUGAAAUUUGUGAAGAUCACUUGUUCAAAACGGAAAAGGGGAUGAUUUAGUCAGUGACAUGUUUUGUGAUGUCUUGUAAUUCUGCGAGCCUCUUCUUCAAGCAAGAGAUGGAGCUUUCCUUGAUAGGGCUCCAAAAUGCUGGGAAAACAUCACUUGUGAAUGUCAUUGCUACCGGUGGCUUUAGUGAGGAUAUGAUUCCUACUGUAGGAUUCAAUAUGAGAAAGGUAACCAAAGGAAAUGUCACAAUAAAAUUGUGGGAUCUUGGAGGCCAGCCAAGAUUCCGGAGCAUGUGGGAGAGAUACUGCCGUGCAGUUUCUGCAAUUGUGUAUGUUGUUGACGUGGCAGAUCGAGAAAACAUGGCCAUUGCAAAAGGCGAGCUCCAUGACCUCCUGAGCAAACCAUCUUUGACUGGGAUCCCGUUACUAGUCAUUGGCAAUAAAAUUGACAAGCCUGAAGCUUUCCCUAAGCAAAGCUUCACUGAAGUCAUGGGCUUAAAGACAAUCACUGACCGAGAAGUGGCAUGCUUCAUGAUAUCAUGCAAGAACUCGACCAACAUUGAUUCCGUCAUUGACUGGCUGGUGAAGCACUCAAAAAAGAAGAAUUGAUCUAAGUCUGUAACUCUUGAAGCGUGCUCCAGUUUCUCUCUUUUUGCAUGUCGCCUAGCAUUGGGGCUGUAAAUUAUGCAAGAGGUAUUGAUCAGGGAUGUUGUGUUCAUAAUUUUGUUGGUAGACUACGUUUGGUGUGCACGCGCGUGCUCUGUUACAACUUACAGAAGGCUGCCCUCUGUUUCAUAUUUGCUUGGUCAAUUUGAGCAGUGUGGUUUGUUUCACAUUGUUUACUUGAAGAUCAAACAAAACUGAAUGAAGUGUUGUUAA